UGUCAAAGUGAAAUGUUAAUGGAAUGCAAUACAGCAAAGAGUGCAAUCCACUGAUUUAUUUAAAUCCCAGGCGCCCUGCAUUGAUGGCUUUCUGAUUUCACCUGUGAGCCGAGUGGCUCUCAGUCUAACCACGAGAGAAACCAGAAGGUGAAGUGCUCCACUCUGGGACUGUGCAAGUCUCUGUCACAGUUUCCCCAGCAGGAAGUGCGCUCCAACACCAUCCCUGAGCAGCAACCAAGCCUGGCCCACCUGCUUCCGUCUCGUCUGUAUCCUGCAAGCCGGAUACCUCAGCAGCAAACCACACAAAAUGCUGGAGGAACUCAGCAAGACAGACAGCAUCUAGGGAGACAAAUAAACGGUUGAUAUUUUGGGCCAAGACUCUGUACAAUGUCCUGAGAAUGUUACUCAAAAUGGCUUCUUUGGUUUGUUACAAGUAGGAAUGCUUCUUUGUCUGAUAAGUGUUUCUCUCGCCGUUGUUCUGCUUUAAAAUGGCUGAUAUGGUAACUGUAUUCAUUUGUUAAUCAAUGGGGAAUGUUAUUGUGUCUUGUGAGGCUGGGAACUUAGGGGAGGGGUUUUCGCGGGUUUUUGGUAUGAGGGGAGUCGGGAGAAAGACGCCGAGGGAGGUGGGCGUGCGCUCGGAAGAUCACCGGGGAGUCUGGGGUGGAAGACGUGGAAGUCGGAGGCAAGCGACGAGGGGUCGAAUGGUUCGAUGGUUGAGCUGCAACGAGUGCACUAAACAGACUGAACUUUGAUAAUGCGCGAGGCAUAAACUCGAUUCUCACAGCACCUGCGCAUACGGGAGGUGGGUUGGUGAGUGGCUGGAUCUCUGUUUCCCCGAGACAUAUUCCAGCCUUUUGGGUAAGUGUUACAUUUGUGUGGUGCUCGUCCCGAAUUGGAUUCUCAGGGGCUGUGGAAUCACGCAGGCAGCAGAGUGGAGAUGGACAGAGAUAAGAUUGUUUGUUGGUGCGAAUUUGAAGGUGUACCGGUGCAGUAUGCAUGCGUAGUGAGCGGAGUGGAUUUUUGAGUUUCGGGAGGCGCGGUAGUGCAGGGGUUAAGUUUGGCAAAAGGUAUUGGGCAGGUAGAAUUGGUAGCUAGACGGUGUGGUAAAGAGGUGGAGUCCAGUUGGGUGUUGGUUAGUACGAGUGCUGACGUCAGGACGGUGGAACUGCCGGCGACGGUCAGUGUACCGGGGGAGGAGGGGCUGUGGGGGCUCCACUCCUUUUCCAAGGAUGAGGCUGAGGAGACAUCGGAGGAGGAGUUAGAGCUAGAGGUGGACCCCCGAGAGGUGCCCGGCAGUAGUAAAGGGAGGCGGGAAGAGGGAGUCGUGACUAGGCCCCGCCCCCCAGGUAGGAUGGAAGCCUCGGAGUUGACAGCCGCACUUAACUCCCUGGUGGGGGUGGCCGAGAGGCCACGGCUGAAGCUGGGGGUGUUCUCCGGAGCCAAGCCUACUCCGGACUGGGAGGUGGACUAUGAGACCUGGAUCGAGCAUAUGUCCUUGAUGUUAGAGGAGUGGCCAGGCUCAGAGGAGGAGAAGAGGCAGCGAUUGGUGGGAAGUUUGAGGGGUUUAGCAGCCAAAACCGUCCGGGAGUUGAAAGCUGAGAAGCCUGGGGCCUCAGUGGAGGAAUAUAUAGAAGUUUUGGGGGGAGCGUUUGGGUUGUCAGGGGAACCCUGGCUGCUUUUAGCAGAGUUCCAACGCCUGGAACAAUGGAGAGGGGAAAAGCUCUCCGAGUACAUAUUUAGGAUGGAGGGGAUGCUCUCGGGGCUGCGGCGUCGGGGGGUAGCGAAGGCGACUGACGUGGCUAGCGUGAGGAUGAGUCAGCUAUUCAGUGGCUCUCUGGAGGAGGACAAGGUGGCGUGGACUAUCCGGCAGGCUUAUAGGAAAGGCCCCCCUCCAUCCUUCGGGCAACUGAUUAGAGAGGUGCGAGAGGAAAAGAGAGCGUUGGGGCGGAAAAGGGGCACAGGCCUACGGGAACGAUCCUCAGCGAUACAAGAAGUGGUGGCUGGGUGGAGGAAUGACAAUCCCCCGGGGAGUAGGGAACCCCCUCUGGAGGGGAGGGACAGGGGAGGUACCCACUCUCAGGGGCGAUCAGUGCAGUGGAUUGGGAGCAGGAGCCGUCCUGGGAGAGGAGGGGCGGCAGGCAACGUGUGCUUUAACUGUGGGAAAGAGGGGCAUUUCAGGCGGGACAGUGGGCGGCCGAGGGUGUGCUAUAGCUGUGGAGAGGAGGGACACUUUAGGUGGGAUUGUGAGAGACAAGGAGUCCCGCGGAGGACAAGCCCCCCUACGACUAAAAAGGGAGAGGUGUUGGGAAACUUAGGAGAGGCUCAGUGAGGGAACGGACUGGAGCAUCUGGAGGAACACGUUCCCAUAGAUCAGCCAGGGGACCACCGGGUGCCCAUGCCUGUAUUCCGGAUGGGCUGGUAGGACCCCGUGCCAGUGUGGGUCUACGGAUAGAGGGAGUUUACGCAAAAGCCAUUCUUGAUACGGGAUCACAGGUGACCUUAUUGUACCGGUCUUUCUACAAUCAAUAUCUAAAGCAUUUGCCCAUAACCCCAUUUGACGCCCUUCAGAUUUGGGGUGUGAGCGAGGGUGACUACCCAUACGAUGGGUACCUAUCGGUGAGAUUGGAGUUCUCGGAGGGCGAUGUGGGAGUGUCCGAAGCUAUUGAGACGUUGGUGUUGGUGUGUCCUGACCCGGUGGAAACCGGUGGUGCUGCCCUCCUGGUGGGGACCAACUCCCCUGUGGUGCGACGGCUCCUGGGAGCUUGUAAGGAGAAAGGGGGUGAAGACUUUCUGGAGACCCUCUCGGUGCAUCCAGUGUUUCGAGCAGUGUUCAAAGAAGGGGUUGCCUCCCUAGGGCUGGACCUGGAGUGUAAACGAGGGACGGUGUGGUGUACGCAGGCGAGGCCCAAGGUGAUCCGACCAGGGGAGGUAGCACUCGUGAUGGGGACCCCCAGAUUCCCAGGAGUGCCGACGGGAGAAGCCCUGUUAGUAGACGCCCCAGACGAUCUUGAAGGGGAGACACGAUUUCCAUCGGGGGCAUUGGUGAGGCUCGAAGUGCAGAGACCAGAGGUGGUACAUGCGAGGCGUAUAGCCGUAAGUGUCAGGAACACCACGGCAAGAGAAAUCACCUUUAAGAGGGGAAUGCCACUGGCACAUCUGUUCCCGGUGACGGUAAUGUCUAGCGCACCAGUGAGGACCCCUACCGGGGAGGGAUCGGAGCAUCGAAGGGAGCUGACCGCUGAAGUCUUUAACUUCGGGGAUUCCCCUGUGUCGCCGGAGUGGAAACACCGGCUAGUGGAGAAGAUGCUGAAGAUGGAAGCUGUUUUUUCUCGGGGCGAGUUUGAUGUUGGCUGCUCCAAAAGCACUCGCCACACCAUCCGGGUGACGGAAGACACCCCGUUCCAAGAGAGAUCCCGGCAGCUGGCUCCGGCAGCACUUGUGCAAGUUGAAGGAGGCCGGAAUCAUAGCUGAGUCUCGAAGUCCUUAUGCGUCCCCAAUAGUGGUGGCAUGAAGAAGAAUGGGCGAGUGCGCAUGUGUGUUGACUACAGCACGUUGAAUCGGCGAACUGUCCCUGAUCAAUAUACUGUCCCAAGAGUCGAGGAUGCGCUGGCCUGCCUGAGCAGUGCGAAGUGGUUCAGUGUGCUGGAUAUAAGAAGUGGGUAUUGCCAGAUCCCGAUGAGUGCGGGCGAUAAAGAGAAGACCGCUUUUAUCUGCCCGCUGGGGUUCUUUCAGUUCGAACGAAUGCCCCAAGGCAUAUCGGGAGCCCCAGCCACCUUCCAGAGGCUCAUGGAGAGAACUGUGGGGGAUAUGAAUCUGUUGGAGGUGCUGGUGUACCUGGACGAUUUGAUAGUGUUUGGAUCAACUUUGGAGGAACAUGAGGAGAGGCUGUUGAAGGUGUUGGGCCGGCUUAAUGAAGAAGGGUUGAAGCUUUCCCUGGACAAAUGCCAGUUCUGCAAGUCGUCGGUUAGCUAUGUUGGCCAUAUCAUUUCGCGAGAGGGAGUGGCUACUCAUCCAACCAAGAUAGAGGCCGUGACCACCUGGCCGAGACCCCAGAAAGUGGGCGCUCUGCGCUCAUUUUUGGGGUUCUGUGGGUAUUACCGGCGAUUUGUGAAAGGAUACGCCAAAGUGUGUCACCCGUUGACUCAGCUGUUGUGUGGUUAUCCCCCGGUGGGAAAGAAGAGGACGGGGGACCAGAGGCAGGACCUUUUGGCUCGAGAUGGGAUGAUCGAUGUGAAGAGGCAUUCCGAUCUUUGAAAAGGGCACUGACCCAGGCCCCGGUGUUGGCUUUUGCCGAUCCCCAGAAGCCAUAUGUGCUGCAUACGGAUGCCAGCUGAGAGGGUCUCGGGGCUGUUCUGUACCAGGAGCAUGGCAAAGCAUUGAGACCGGUAGCCUUUGUCAGCCGAAGCUUGUCGCCAUCAGAGAGAAACUAUCCCACUCACAAGUUGGAGUUCCUGGCGCUGAAGUGGACUGUGGUGGACAAGCUGGGCAAUUACCUGUACGGAGCCAAGUUUGAGGUGAGAA
This is a messenger RNA of Hypanus sabinus (Atlantic stingray), 4521 nucleotides long. Its product is annotated as prosaposin-like. Gene Ontology annotation, molecular function: nucleic acid binding; zinc ion binding. The transcript has 3 exons. The coding region runs from base 1352 to 2329 and encodes 325 amino acids. NCBI's taxonomy places the organism in Eukaryota, Metazoa, Chordata, Chondrichthyes, Myliobatiformes, Dasyatidae. The record is from RefSeq and is a predicted model, not a curated record.